Molecule: messenger RNA, 1148 nt
Organism: Andrographis paniculata
Lineage: Eukaryota; Viridiplantae; Streptophyta; Magnoliopsida; Lamiales; Acanthaceae
Product: glyoxylate/hydroxypyruvate reductase HPR3-like
Exons: 2
Coding region: 65-1042 (325 amino acids)
Cellular component (GO): cytosol
Molecular function (GO): hydroxypyruvate reductase [NAD(P)H] activity; glyoxylate reductase (NADPH) activity; NAD binding
Source: RefSeq, a predicted model, not a curated record
ACUAGUAUUUUUUUAGGAGCAGUAUCAGAGUGGCUGUGCAAACAGCUUUUACGUCGUCCAAUCCAUGGCGGAAGAUCUGCCUCAUCACUUGCCGGAACUUUUAGUCCUCGGUCCGCCCUUGUGCUUCCAGAUAUGCGAUAAGGACUUCUCUUCCAGGUUCCGGAUUCUACGCUCCUGGGAAUCUCCGCUGCCGCUCCAUCAAUUUCUCCGCGCCGAGGCGCAGGCGACGCAGGUGGCUCUCUGCUCCGGUUUAUUUUCAUUCUCCGCAGACGUGCUGCGCGAUCUCCCCUCCUUGCGCUUGCUGCUUACCUCAAGCGCAGGCGUCAACAACGUAGACCUCGUCGAGUGCAGCCGUCGAGGCGUGGAAGUCGCCAACGCUGCCGGAAUAUAUUCCGCCGAUGUCGCUGACUUUGCCGUUGGGCUCCUCCUCGACGUCCUGCGGAAAAUCAGCGCCGGAAAUCGAUUCGUGAAAAAUGGACUCUGGUCUAAACAAGGAGCCUAUCCUCUUGGCUCGAAGUUAGGAGGCAAACGGGUUGGAAUUGUGGGAUUGGGAAGCAUUGGCAAUGAGAUAGCAAAGAGGCUCAAACCAUUUGGAUGUUCGAUUUCGUACUCCUCAAGAAACAAGAAAUUGUCCGUGCCGUAUGUAUUCUAUUCAGAUGUGUGUAAACUAGCUGCUGCAUCUGACAUACUUAUAAUCUGCUGCGCAUUAACUGAGGAAACUCAUCAUUUGAUCAACCGGGAGGUUAUGUUAUCACUGGGAAAGGGAGGUAUAAUUAUCAACAUUGCACGUGGUGCUGUGGUAGAUGAAAAGGAAUUAGUGAAUUGUUUGAAGAGAGGAGACAUUUCUGGUGCUGGUUUGGAUGUGUUUGAAAACGAACCUCUUGUUCCGGAAGAGCUUUGUGAACUUGACAAUGUUGUGUUGACGCCACACUGUGCUGUCUUCACAAAGGAAUCUCCCAGAGAAGUUUUUGAACUUGUAUGUAAGAAUAUAGAGGCUUUCUACUCGCAUAGACCUCUGCUGUCUUCUGUUUUUGCAGACUAGACUAGAGCAAUUGGCUCUGUUUAUGGUGUGUAUUGAUGCAUUUUCCACUUUGCUCUUGAAUAAAUAUUUAUUUUGCUUGCUUCAGAUAACUUCAUUUGCUUGGUCA